AUGAAGUUGUCUUCCUUUAGCAGUUAUGUCCUCUUGUCCUUAUUGCCAUUCACCCUCGCCCACCCAGGCAUGGGCGACUCUAUGAGAGAUAUUCGUAGAGCCGCGGCGCAAAUUGAACGCCGAAACUCCAAAGAACUGAUUGGCGACUUGAAAACACUCAAAGAUAGUCAACUCACCGCAAUAGGCAAGGACAUCAAAGCCAUUUUGCUUGAGUCCAAGUCUGCGGAGUCUAGUGUCAUUGACACAUCGAUUCCUCCGGGCACUGUUGAUAGUGCUGCUUGCAAGGCUGAUCUCUGCUGCGUAUGGAAGUGGAUAUCAUAUGAAAUGACUGCCAAAUUCAAUGGCACAUCAGGACGUUGCACCAAGUUUGCUCGUGGGGCCGUCCGUCUUGGCUUCCAUGAUGCUGGUGUCUGGUCGAAAACCUCAACUUACGGCGGCGCUGAUGGCAGCAUUCUUCUCACCAACGAGCUGGACAGGGCGGACAACAAUGGCCUGAAGGACAUCGCAGACUACACCAAGCAAUUGUAUAACAAGUACAACAAGUAUGGUGUCAGCAUGGCUGAUCUGAUCCAAAUGGGUGCCAACAUUGCUACCGUUGUAUGUCCGCUAGGACCACGAAUUCGCUCAUUCGUUGGUCGCAAGGACAAUGCCAAAGCCGGGCCUACAGGUCUCUUGCCAGGAGAGACCGACUCAGCCGAUAAGCUCAUCAAGCUCUUCGCAGAUAAGACGAUUGACGCGCAUGACCUCGUCGCUCUUGUGGGCGCUCAUUCUACAUCUCAACAACACUUCGUCGACAAGGCCCGUGAUGGCGAUCCGCAAGACUCCACACCUGGAAUCUGGGAUGUCGCGUUCUAUGGCGAGACAACGACCGCGGCGCCACCUCGUGUCUUGAAGUUUCAGAGUGAUAUCAACCUCUCGAAGGACUCUCGGACGAAGAGCGAGUGGCAGGCUUUCAUCAACGGACAGGGCCAUUGGAAUGCAGAUUACUCGACAUCGUACACUCGUCUCUCGCUCUUGGGAGUCAACAAUAUCAACGACCUGAAGGAGUGCACGAAGGUCUUGCCACCAGCUAGGAAGAGCUUUGUCAGUCAGGAUCAGGCUGUUCUUGAUUUGUGGCUACAGGGUCAAUUCGACCAAUUGAACAACAUGGUUGACGAUGCUAUCAUGUUGACCGGUGUGAUCACUACACCACCCAAGGUCACCAUGACAUAG
Molecule: messenger RNA, 1212 nt
Organism: Aaosphaeria arxii CBS 175.79
Lineage: Eukaryota; Fungi; Ascomycota; Dothideomycetes; Pleosporales
Product: class II peroxidase
Exons: 1
Coding region: 1-1212 (403 amino acids)
Biological process (GO): response to reactive oxygen species; cellular response to oxidative stress; hydrogen peroxide catabolic process
Molecular function (GO): peroxidase activity; heme binding
Source: RefSeq, a predicted model, not a curated record